Messenger RNA from Dibothriocephalus latus, 264 nucleotides. Lineage: Eukaryota; Metazoa; Platyhelminthes; Cestoda; Diphyllobothriidea; Diphyllobothriidae. The record is from the annotation of a GenBank genome assembly.
AUGGCUUACGUGCGACUAAAGGGUCACUUUACAAACAGCACCGUCGCCUCCGUGUACGUACGAACUUCCGCUGCCGAACAGCGCGAUAAAGAGACCUUUUACUCGAAGCUGCAAGCAUUAGUUGAAAGGUUCUCUCGCCAUGAUCUGCUGAUUGUUUUCCCGGGGACUGAAAUGGCCAGAUUGGAACUGGUGACUCUACAAACAGCCCUCUUAUUGGCCAUUUUGAACUUCUUCCUCAAUGUAGCAAUGGUGAAGAGUUGCUAA